Eriocheir sinensis (Chinese mitten crab) is the source of this 5369-nucleotide messenger RNA. It is a transcript of the gene loqs, whose product is annotated as RISC-loading complex subunit tarbp2-like. The record is from RefSeq and is a predicted model, not a curated record. The transcript has 10 exons. The coding region runs from base 304 to 1344 and encodes 346 amino acids. NCBI's taxonomy places the organism in Eukaryota, Metazoa, Arthropoda, Malacostraca, Decapoda, Varunidae.
UCUAUCUGUCCACUUGCACCUUAUUUUAGUGUGUAUUCAUCCUUUUUAACGUGCAUUUCCAUGGAUGGGUGCGGGCAGGAGGCAGGGGGCUGCGCGAGGGGCUGCGCACUGAGGCAGGAGCACACAAGUGGCGGCGGCGAACUACAACACAGCUCAAGGAGGAGGAUCUGUGGGCUGGAGUGAAGUAUAGUAUGUUCCCCCCUCUCUUGUGAGGACCUCCCACGGUGACACGCGCCAUUGUUUCCACAACCACCACCACAACAACUGCACAGCUCCACCAUCAUCCACCGAGCCACCACCAUCAUGUACCACCAGCCACCCCCCAAUGUUGACACAGCAUCCAUCGAGGUGGGUGAAUCGGGCAUCCCGGGAGCCCUGCCAUCCAAGACGCCUGUGUCGCUGCUGCAAGAGCUAUGCAUGAGGCGAGGCAUUUCCCCCAAGUAUGACCUGCUGCAGAUAGAAGGGGCUGUGCAUGAGCCAACCUUCGUGUACAGGGUCACUGUAGGAGAAUUCGCAGCUAAUGGGUCUGGCCAGAGCAAGAAGAAGGCCAAGCAUGCAGCAGCCAAGGCCGUGCUGGACAUUAUUAUCCAGGGCGGGGCGGCCGGAACAGGAGGCCCCUCAGCUGGCGGGGCACCCGGAGCUGCACCUGAACUCUCCACACAGAUUGUUUCCCCCUACGAUGAUGGUAUCCCAGGAAAUCCAGUUGGGUCCCUGCAGGAGCUGUGCAUGGCGCGGCGUUGGCCCCCCCCAACCUACGAGCUCACUUCCGAGGAGGGCUUCCCCCACGAGAGAACCUUCUCCAUCGCCUGCACCAUUGGCAACACCAGAGAGAUAGGCACUGGCAAGAGCAAGAAGCUGGCCAAGCGGCAGGCGGCGUUCAAGAUGAGUCAGCGGUUGAAGGACCAGCCGGUAGAGCAGCCGCCCGUCACCGUGCUGACAGACGACGAUGAGGAGAUAGCUCAGAAGUUAGCCGCGAGAUACUCUGGACUGAAGGACUCGAAAGUGUUGUCCCUGACCACCAGUGACUCGCGGAAGGUGAGUCACUUCCACAAGAACCUAAAGCAGGCACCCGGGAAGAAACUGCAGGAACUCCAGACGAUAUCCUUGAGCUCUUUGUCCCUCAAUUUUGUCCAAAUGCUCCAAGACAUUGCUCAGGAAGCCAACUUUGUUGUCACAUACGUGGACAUUGAGGAACUCUCAGUCUCAGGUCAGCACCAGUGUCUAGUGCAGCUGUCCACUCUGCCGGUGGCCGUGUGUUACGGCACCGGCGCCACCGUCAAGGAGGCGCAGUCAGCUGCCGCCUACAAUGCCCUGGAGUACCUGGUGAUAAUGACCAACAAGUAGCUCAUCUGGCAGACCCCUGGUGGGCGUGGCCCCUGCUGGGGGAGCCCGAACGCUGCCUCCAAGCAGAGGCUCAGCGGGCAAGGCAGGUCUCGGGGCGGGGUCAACGGAGUCCUCGGGAACUGACGGGGAGUAAACGACAGAGCUUUACUUUUAGGCGCUGAGGAGUCUACGUAGUGUUCUACAGAUUCUCCGAGGAUGAGGCAAGCUUUUGGCAGUACGAGGCCACUAAUCAGCUAGUGUUUUUAAACUUACAUCGCAAGUGUUUGAGGUUCGACAAAGAUAUUCUUGAGACACGUAAUCUUGGUGUGGCGUGUUGUUUGUCAGGUAGUAAGAAUUGUGUGGAAUUCUUACAUAUCUGAAAACUCAUGAAUAAUAAAUAAAUAAAAGUCAGGUUAAAAAACCCAUGCAAUAUGUAAGUUGCAGACCAAAAAAAUGAAAAAUCUAAAUCGUUCAUUGAAUGAUAAAAAAAAGCCACCGAGUGGCAACAAAAAACAGUCAACUUGAGCCAGAGACGGUGUCUGUGGUACCUGUGGCCAGCUGGCAACGGUGAUGCUGUUCAACAAAGCUCCUGGCGGCCCUCGCAGCCUUUGUACCACUGGAGGCAAGCACAUGUCAGUACAGCUUGCAGGAUCAAACUAAUUAUUACAAAAUCCUGAAGAUCUGUCUCUAGAAUAAGUUCCAGCUGUAGUCAGGUAGAUGCAGGCAGAUGACAAACCAUGACAUUUCAGGGACUGAAGUCCUUGCAUUUUCAGAACUCUUUGUAUUGGCCUGCGGAGUAUUUGCUGCACAGUGUCACAAGUGUCAUCUUGGCCCCAGAGACACCCUGGCUCAAGUUUCCUCUCGUUGUGUGCAUCUACUAUACUUUGCAUAGAACUAGUGAAAGUGUUACGGCAGAGCAGACGCUGGUUCACUUGGCCUCCGUGUUGCAGGUCACGGCGAUGGUGCCAAGGCGGUCAAACUAGUACCUGAGGCUCUUCACUCCCCACAGUACAAUGUAACUGUAGUAGUCUGUUCCUUCAUCCUCACUCAAAGGUAAAAACAAAAGACAAAUUAUGGUGUGCAUUAUCACCAGACUCUGCACCACGUUUGCAAAGAUGGGGUAAAAGUGAACCAGUGUGUGGCCUCCUCACCUUGAAUGUACUGUAGUCUUGGCCGAGUGUAGGUCUCAGCGCGGGAGUACGUUGCCAGGGUUGAGAGCGGCAGCAAGAGCGGGGGCAGGGCUCCUGUACUUCUGUAGGGCAGCGAUUGGCAUGCCUACUGUAGAGUAGCAACUAGUAAAUAAUUUUGACUUGAAACUUCAAUAUAGUCUUCACAGUGCUGGCUAGCCUCUUCAACCCUUGCAAAUUACUCAAGCGCUGCAACUUAAAUAAUGCUUUAUCCAGUAAGCUGUUACGUACAUAAUUAUUAUCCAAUGGGCAUUCAUUAAUUAAAUGCAAAGUAUAGGUACUGGAUGAUAGCUGGCUACUGAGAGCUGAGCAGCCGGAGUGCCGGGAGUGGCAGGCCGGCCACUCCGCCGCCUCUGAGGAGUGUGCGUGAGUGGAGCGGAGACUUACCGAAACUUGUCGCAGGUUUUUGAUAUGAAUGGAUCAGUGGUAGCUUUUAUAGAUUGUAAUACUAAUAGCUUUGUUAAUGAGUUAUCAGAGGAAUUGACUUUUUAUGAAGUCCCUGAUUCAGGGUGAAUGUUCCCCUCUGGCAACACAAGAGCGAGAGUGAGUGACAGUGCCGCGCAGGUGGCCGAUGCCCUACAUACUACCGACUUGUUGACUUAAGACAGUUGCUUUGUUACAGCAGUCUUGCUGACCCACCGCCACGCAGGGCUCAGGGAGGGCACGUCAUCGCUGUGCACAAUGUCACUAAGGGAAGGCGACACCAAAAAACUUGCUCAUUUUCAAUAAAUCUAAAUAUAAAAGAAAUAUGAGGUGUAUAUUUACAAUUGAAAUUGAUAGAUACUGCACCAUUUUUCCUUUUAUAAAGAACUAAGAUUUAUAGGGAACUCCCACAUUUACACAGAAAACACAUUGUUUGGAUGGAAGUUCAAAAUAGCAAGUAAAAUUUAGUCUCCACACAUUAAUAGCUGUGGUGCACCAUGAGCAAAGGGGACAGGGAUGUGUGACCUCAGUGGUUAGGAAAACGUGAAUUAAACUGGUUUUGCAAGUUAUUACAAGUCUAUUACUACAAAGAUUGGAAAGAAGUUCGAGCAAUCUUUAGUACUGCCAAGGAGUUGAUGAAGAUUGUUAUAACUAACAGGUUGGGGGCCAAUCCACAAAGCUGAACAAAACUUUGGAGAGUAGAAAGUAUCCCUCGGGUCGCCUUCCUCUACAGCCACGUGGCCUCCCUGCCCCUGCCUGGCCCUGAUACUGCCCCGCUACAUCAGUGUAAUGCACUCAACUUGUUAGUACCUGCCCACUGUGAGGUCGUGUUAACGUCACCCUGUGGUGUGCCAGUAUGUACCCUCAGCUCAUCUUGUGUGAUCUCCACCGGAACUUAAUAAAUGACUGCGUCUUACAUUUGUCAACAAAGUACAGUACCAGAUCAUUUUAGGUCAUGGGCCAGAGUUGCCCAAACAGGAGCGCUGAGGCUGUUUCUGACGUACAGUCUGACCGUUGGUUUUGUUUGAAAGCCCAGAAUUCAACUUGUCAGAAGUGUUUGAAUUUUAAGUUAGGUUUAAUUUAAUUAAACUAAAGGAAGCAAUACACCUACAAUGAACCAUCCUGGUCUACUGGUCAUAGGGAACAGUAUAAUGUGGUGUGCUCCAAAUAAGGUAAAGAAACUAUAUUGCUAUCUAUCUGUUCCCUGAUGUUAGUUUCCCUUGAGGGGUUGGCCAGUGGAAGAGUUUACAACUUUCCCUUCUCUGGCACUCCCUCUCAGCACACUCCACCCCUUGCCUGGCACCUCCCUCUCCAGCACUUGUCCCACUCCACCCCAUUCACUGGUGGUCUGCUGACACCCCCCUUGAGUCUGCAUUCAUAUACUCUUCACAAAGUCAUUCUCAUUGCCUUCAUUAUCUCAUCUUUUUCCACCUCUGUGUGGAUACACAAGCACUACAUUAAUUUUCACUGCCAUCCUGGUUAUGGAUUCAAAAUGUUGUUUCCACACUUCCUUCCUCUUCUCAUCCCCAUCACUUCCCUUUUCCUUGCAUAUCUUCCUUCUCCCCAUUUCUCUUCUUCCCACAAGUUAGUUUCCCAGAUAUUUUGUGGACACCUUCCUCACAAAAUCCUCUACUAGCCUCUACUUUCCCUAACCAGUAUUUUCACUUUGUUUAAUAUAACUGUCAUGAUAAAUUUAUUUGUCAUUCAUAUGAAUAACAGGCACUGAGGUGGUGCAUCAGGCAAGUUGUAUAUUUAGAUCUGAUGGAGAACACACAGUAAAAUUUCAUCUCCUUGGUCCUUGGCAUGUGUGUGUGUGUGUGUGUUGGUGUGGAAAAGUAACUCAAACAGGCAGACAACAAGCGGUGUAUUACCCCAAACCCUUAUUUACAGUGUCAUGUUGCAUGCUAGUAUGGAAAAUUACUAUUACAUCUAAUGUGAGUGAAAUUAUGUGAGAUGUUGAUGUGAGAGUGACGAGGUCUUGGUGUGGGAGGCCCCGGAAGUGUCAUAUGUUUCACGCGACAACACCGAGACAAGUCCUGGCGUGUUGCCAGUCAAGGUGUUGCAGUGGACACGUGUCUGCUCAUAGUCUUGUUAGUUAUAACUUUUGAGGGACGCACAGGUACAUACCAGGUGGAGGAGUGGAUGGUUGGCUCAGAGCUGCAAAGGGCCCUGACGGUUCAGCCCGGAAAGUUGUCUGGCAGGAGGUCCGCCUUCGGCUGUACCUGUGGUGAAGAAAAAUGUUGGUUUUGCCCAAAUUGAAGAAGACAGUCAGUUGUGUUCCACACAAAAUACAAAACUUAGUCCAAAUUGGUUGGGCACAAAGAAUGGUGUAACAUUUUGUUUUCCAUCAUAAUUUCCCUCUAGUGAAUAGUUGGACUGUAUCUCUGUGUCCAUCCAAUAACCUCUAUUUAUGUUCAGAGUAAAAAUUUGAAAGGA